CAUCGGUUCAUAGAUUGAGACAAUAGUUUGUGUUUUGUAUAGUUUUUGGUCACAUAUACUAAAAAUGUCAAAACUAUUCUUAUUAUCAGCACUUUUGGGAGCCGUAGCCCUCUGUCAGGGUGCCUUUACUGAGGGCCCAUUCAGACCGGCCGUCACCCGCACUAUUGACGACUACUGCAAACACGAAGGGUUUAUCCCGGGACCCGAUCCCACC
Molecule: messenger RNA, 214 nt
Organism: Oppiella nova
Lineage: Eukaryota; Metazoa; Arthropoda; Arachnida; Sarcoptiformes; Oppiidae
Source: the annotation of a GenBank genome assembly